Callithrix jacchus (white-tufted-ear marmoset) is the source of this 33768-nucleotide messenger RNA. It is a transcript of the gene DYDC1, whose product is annotated as DPY30 domain containing 1. Lineage: Eukaryota; Metazoa; Chordata; Mammalia; Primates; Cebidae. Gene Ontology annotation, cellular component: Set1C/COMPASS complex. The record is from RefSeq and is a predicted model, not a curated record.
CUUUUGAGAUUUGUUCUCUGGCUUCGCUGGGUCCGGCGGGCAGAGGCGGUUCUGACCGUUGGGACUUGGGCGUCGAGCUGGAGUCACCCGAGGCGGAGAGAGGCAGCUUCGCGCCUGGAGCUCCCGAAAGCGGACGGCUCUCCUCCUCCUGUUCCUGAGUAGGAAGGGCUGCGGCUCCUGAGGGCUGCGGGAGACCCCUUCCACACUCCGGGGUGGGAAAACCCCACUGAGCGCCCCGGGAGGUUCCCAGAUACAGUACUGGACUGCAUGCCCAGCUGUGUGAUCCUGAACUGUGCUCUGAUGCUCUUUGUGCCUGGGCUUGCUCAUCUUCCCAUUGAGAUCGUGAUACCCACUUUUCAGGAGUUUUUAUUUAGGAGUUAGAAAUGGAGUCAAUAUAUCUUCAAAAGCACUUUGGGACGUGUUUAACUCAAGGUCUUGCAGAAGUGGCAAAAGUUCACCCAGCGGAUCCAAUAGAAUAUUUGGCAUUGUGGAUUUACAAGUUUAAGGAAAAUGUGACCAUGGAACAACUGAGACAAAAGGAAAUGGCUGAGCUGGAGUGUGAAAGAGAAUUAGCUCUGAUGGAGCAGGAAAUGAUGGAGAGGCUCAAAGCAGAGGAGCUCUUAUUUCAGCAGCAACAGCUGGCAUUGCAGCUGGAGUUGGAAAUGCAAGAAAAAGAGAGGCAGAGAAUAGAAGAACUACAGAGAGCUCAAGAACAAUUAGAAAAGGAGAUGAGAAUGAAUAUAGAAAAUUUAGUUAGGAGUGAAGAUACUCUACGUUCGGAGGAAGCAACACUAGACUCAGGCAAAACACUAGCUGAAACCAGUGGUCGUUUUGGAGCACCUAACUUGAGCAGAGUGGAAGAACUUGAUGAGCCAAUGUUUUCUGAUGUUGCAUUAAACAUGGAUCAAGAUUUGUAAGAUCAACCAACCUAAGAGCAAUAAAUGCUUUUGUUGGUUUCAAAUUUCAAAUCAUGAGGUUCCCAAUUUGUAUUUCUUUUUCCUUCAAACUUGAACUCUACUUUUUUUUUUCCUCUGAGGACAGCUUAUGAAUGAGCUUCAAGAGUAGCCUCAAAGUGCUAUUUUAGAUCUGUCAAUUCAACUGGUUAUUUAUAUGAUUCCAUUGGAAAAAAAGGAGAGUUUGCUGAAGCAACCAAAUGAGGCAAAUGUGAGGUGAGCUGAAAUAACAUGUGCAUCUAUGCAAAAGCAAGACUGCCUGAAAAGAAAGUUGCUGUCCGGGCUCAGUGGCUCACGCCUGUAAUCCCUCUCAGCACUUUCGGAGGCCGAGGCAGCUGGAUCACUUGAGGUCAGGAGUUUGAGACCAACCUGGCCAACAUGGUGAAACCCCAUCUCUACUAAAAAUACAAAAGAAAAUCAGUCAGGUGUGGUGGUGGGCAUCUGUAAUUCCAGCUACUCAGGAGGCUGAUGCAGGAGAAUUGCUUGAACCCAGGAGGCAGAGGUUGCAGUGAGCUGAGAUCAUGCCACUGCACUACAGCCUGGGCAGCAGAGUGAGACUUCCAUCUUAAGAAAAAAAAAAAGAAAGUUGCUGGUCUGGGAGAAGUGAGUGAGGCUGCCACUGUGCAGGGCUCAGGAGGGUGUGCAACAUGCUCUAGAUAUGACAUCUCCUCCUGGGAGUGAACUGCAGAGCUCUCCCCAGUUUGCUGGGAGCUGAUGUUUCAUAAAACCACUUAUCAGCCACACUUAUAUGAUAGGGUUGGGAUGGGGGAAGGAGUGUUUCAUUACUGUCCUGGUGGGGAGUUUCCUCCAGCUUAGCCUGUUCCUCCACACCCAGGAAUAGAUAUGAGGGACUUCCUCUUCCUCACCUCUCUGCCCAGCUGGGUGUCCAGAUUCCUGUCUUUGGGAUUUAUAAAGUCCAGGGAUAUUGCAGGAUUUGUUCACAUACAGUAAAUUGAAUGGGAUGAAACAAAGUUCUGGGGUACAAAGAAGUAUCAUGUGUGCUGGCUCAAUCGGUAAGCUCAAAUAUUGGGGCAACUGUUGGUAAGAAGAUCUGACUGGAUACAGGCCACAAACUCCUGGCCCCUUUGAUGUUUCAGGUCUAUUCUUAGACUCUGGAGAGAACCUUAUUUCCUUUACAAAAUUCUUCCAAAUCUAUGAUAUGAGUCCUUUGUGUUCUUAAGGACAUAGGUGUGAAAACACAAAUGCCAAGAGAGACUCCUUUAAAAAAAAAAUCUAUUUUGGCUUAUAAUGUACUUUUCCUGAGGUAAUGAGUACAGAAUGCCCUAUUUGCUUAAAUGAUGCUGUGGUUUGAAUGUGUCCCCCUCCCUUCCAAAAUACAACUGUGUUGAGAGGUGAGACCUUUAAGAGGCGAUUAGAUCAUGAAGGCUCUGCUACCGUACAUGGAUGAAUGCCACUGCCACAUAAGUGGGUCAGUUACGGUAAGAGUGGGCUUUUAUACAAGUAAGUUUGGCCGCCUCUUGCUUUCUUGCAUUCUCUUGCCCUUCCACCUUCAGCCAUGGGGUGACACAGCAAGAAGGCCUUCACCAGCUGCAGGGCCCUUGACUUGGACUUCCCAGCCUCCAAAACUGUAAGCAAUCAGUGUAUUGCCUUUAUUACCAUUCUGUUAUAGAAAUACAAAAUGGACUAAGACAAAUAGGUAGAAAUAAAAAGGUAAAUUAUGUGAAAAAUAUUGGUUUCAUUAAAUAUGUUAUUCUGUCAUACCAGUUCUAUACAUUUUUGAGAAAAAACUUCCAGGUCUCCUGGAGAGAUAGAUGACUUCUGUGUGAAUUCAGUUGCCAGGCACUGUGCCCCCAGCAUGGAUGCCUACAUUCACAUCUACCCAGGCAAGAGUAUCCAAGGGAAACAAGGAGCAGAGUGUCCUUCCAGGCCCUGGUUCAUCCCAAAGGGCACCAUCACGGAGGCCUGUGAGUAAAAGACAUGCUCAAAGAGUUUUGGGCUCAGCACAGCCUAUGACAGUUUCCAGGGGGUGUGGCUUGAUGAAUGACUUUUUUUUUUAAUGUGUUUUUGAAUUCAGUUUGCAAGUAUUUUCUUGAAGAUUUUUGCAUCAAUAUUCAUCAGUGAUAUUGGCCUGUUGUUUUCUUUUCUUGAUGUGUCUUUUUCUGGUUUUGGUAUCCAGGUAAUACUGGCUUAGUAGAAUGAGUUUGGAAGUAUUCCUUCCUCCUCGAUUUUUUAGAAUAGUUUGAGUAGGACUGGUAUUAGUUCUUCCUUAAAUGAUUGCUGGAAUUCAGCAGUGAAACCUUCGGGUCCUAGGCUUUUCUUUGCUGGGAGACUUUUUAUUAUGGGUUCAACCUCGUUACCUGUUAUUGAUCUGUUCAGGUUUUAGAUUUCUGCAUAGUUCAAUCUUGGUAGGUUGCAUGUUUCUAGGAAUUUAUCCAUUUCUUCCACAUUUUCCAAUUUAUUGGCAUGUAGUUGCUCAUAGUAGCCACUAAUGAUCCUUUGAGAUGGCUGAUUGCUAACAGCUUGGGAUUGUAGCUCCCAGUGAAAGUGCAGAGAAUGAGAGGAUGCCACACUUUCAGAUGAAUUUUUGUCGCUCACGGACCAGAAGAUUCCCAGCAGAGGAGCCCCACAGGUCACCAGCGUGACUCUUGUGGCCAGCAUGGCGGCUCUUGGUGCAGAGUAAACGGGACUGGUUCCCCUUCUGACCGAUGUUUGGAGCUCCGGGAAGGCAGAGUCACCUAUUACAGACUCAAGAAGAAAGCCAGACGGGAGAUUCCCAGGCAGAAGAGCACCAUCAGUCUUAAUGCCGCUGUUUUGGCCAGCGCAGUGGGUUGCUCAGAUUCCGGCACUGGGAAUCAAUAAAUUGGACAUCCACUCAGAAACCUAAUUAGAAAGGCGGUAAUUGUAAAGAGGACAGAUGGAUAAAUUUAUAACGAAGGGAAGAAACCAGCCUAAAAAGGCUGAGAAUACCCAAAAUCAGAACGCCUCUCCCUCUAUAGGGGAUUAUAGUUCCUCAUCAGCAACGGAACAAGGCCUGAUGGAGAAGGACUGUGUUCCAUUAACAGAAGUAGGCUUCAGAAGGUGGAUGAUAAGAAACUUCUGGGAGUUAAAAGAACUUGUUCUAACCCAAUGUAAAGAAAGUAAGAACUUUGAAAAAAGGUUUGACGAAAUGCUAACAAGAAUAGACAAUAUAGAGAGGAAUAUAAAUGAAUUAAUGGAGUUAAAAAACACAAGAACUUCGUGAAAUAUGCACAAGUUUUAAUAGCCCAAUUGAUCAAGCAGAAGAAAGGAUAUCAGAGCUCAAAGACCAGCUUAAUGAAAUAAAACGAGAAGACAAGAAUAGAGAAAAAAGGAUAAAAAGGAAUGAGCAAAGUCUCCAAGAAAUAUGGGACUAUGUGAAAAGAACUAAUUUACGUUUGAUAGGUGUACCUGAAUAUGACGAAGAGAAUGAAUCCAAGCUGGAAAAUACUCUUCAGGAUAUUAUUCAGGAAAAAUUUCCCAAGCUAGCAAAGCAGGACAAUAUUCAACUCCAGGUAAUACAGAGAACACCACAAAGAUAUUCCUCAAGAAGAGCAACUCCAAGGCACAUAAUCGUUAGAUUCACCAGGGUUGAAAUGAAGGAGAAAAUACUAAGGGCAGCCACAGAGAAAGGUUGGGUUACCCACAAAGGGAAGCCUAUCAGACUUACAGCAGAUCUCUCUGCAGAAACCCUACAAGCCAGAAGAGAGUGGGGGCCAAUAUUCAACAUCCUUAAAGAAAAGAACUUUCAGCCCAGAAUUUCAUAUCCAGCCAAACUAAGCUUCACAACUGAAGGAAAAAUAAAAUAUUUUAUGAACAAGCAAGUACUCAGAGAUUUUAUUACCACCAGGCCUGCUUUACAAGAGCUUCUGAAAGAAGCAUUACACAUAGAAAGGAACAACCAGUAUUAGCCUUUCUAAAAAUAUACCAAAAAGUAAAGAGCAUCAACAUAAUGAAGAAUUUACAUCAAUGAAUGGACAAAACAGCCAGUUAACAUCAAAUGGCAGUAAUCCUAAAUUUAAUUAGACUAAAUCCCCCAAUCAAAUGAUACAGCCAAAACCCAACAGUAUGCUACAUCCAGACCCAUUUCACAUGCAAGGAUACACAAGGACUCAAAACAAAGGGAUGGAGAAAGAUUUACCAACCAAAUGGAGAGCAUAAAUAAAUAAAUAAAUAAAUAAAAAGCAGGAGUUGCAAUUCUCGCCUCUGAUAAAAUAGAUUUUAAAGCAACAAAGAUAUAGUGGUAAAAGGAUCAAUGCAACAAGAAGAGCUAACGAUCCUAACACCCAGAUACAUAAGACCUUUAAAGAGAUGUAGACUCCCUAGACUCCCACACAAUAAUAGUGGGAGACUUCAACACCAAUAUUAGAUAGAUCAAUGAGACAGAAAAUUAAUAAGGAUAUCCAGGACUUGAACUCAGAUCCGGAACAAGUAAACUUAAUAAACAUUUAUAGAGCUCUCCACUUUAAAUACAUAAAAUAUACAUUUUUGUCAGUACCACAUUGCACCUACUCAUAGAUUUAAAUGAAAUAUUGAUCCGCCAUUAUUAAGCACGAUUAUUGGCAUAAAAGAGGUUUUCAAUACCCAUUUUUAGAAUAAAGCAACAUUCCCGUUCUCUCUCCCUCUUUUUCUUCCUCUUUCUUCCUCUCCUUCACUCCUUUUUUUCUUUCUUUCCUUCUCUCCUAAAAAAAAAAAAGAAAAAGAAAAUGAUCCUUUGAAUUUCUGCAGUGUUGGUUGUAAUGUACCCUUUGUAAGAUCUGAUUUUAUUUAUUUGGGUCUUCUCUCCUUUUUCUUAGUCUGGCUAAAAGUUUGUCCAUUUUUAUCUUGUCAAAAAAAACAACUUUUUAGUUCAUUGAUCUUUUGUAUUUUUUUCCUCAGGUCAAAUUCAUUUAUCUCUGCUCUGAUGUUUAUUAUUUCCUUUUUUCUAUUUCACUAAUUUUGGGUUGGCUUUGUUCUUGCUUUUCUAGUCCUUUAAGAUGCAUAAUUAGGUUAUUUGAAGUUUUUAUUCUUUUUUUGAUGUAGGCACUUUUAUUCUUUCUUUGAAUUUCUUUGUCCUUAAAGCAGGUAUUUUGAAUUACCAGUCUAAAAGAUCAAUAUCUCUGUUUCUCCAGGAUGGGUCCUAGGUGCUUUAUUUAGUUUGGUCAGGUUGUGUUUUCCUGGAUGGUCUUGAUGCUUGUAGAUGUUUGUUUGUGUCUGGGCACUGAAGAAUUGGGUAUUUAUUGUAAUCUUUGCAACCUGUGCUUGUUUGUACCUGUCCUUCUUGGGAAGAUUUUGUAGGUAUUUGAGAGUACUUCUGUGUUGUGAUCUAUGCCGUAUCUGCACUAGGGGGCACCACAGGCCCAUAAUGUUGUGGUUCUUGCAGAUUGAUAAACAUAAAACCUUGGUAGUCUUGAACAAGAUCUACUAGAAUUCUCUGGAUUACCAGGCAGAAACACUAGUUCUCUUCCCUUACUGUCUCCCAAACAAAUGGAGUAUCUCUCUCUUUGGUGAGCCACCUGGGGCUGGGGGUGGGGUAACAAAAGCACCCCUGUGGCCACCACUGGGACUGCACUGGGUCAGACAUGAAGACAACAUAGCACUGGGUCUCGCCCAGGACCCGCUGUAACCAUUACCUGGCUACGUCCUAUGUUUGCUCAAGACCCUAGGGCUCUACAAUCAGGUGAUGAAGCUGGCCAGGCUUGUGUCCUUCCUUCAGGGCAGCAAGUUACCCCAGGCCAUGGGUAGGUCCAGAAAUGCUGUCUAGGGAAUAGGUACUGGAGUAAAAAUUCUUAGAUGUAUACUUGGUAUUCUAUUCUACUGUGUCUGAGCUGGCACUCAAACCACAAGACACAGUCCUUCCCACUCUCCUCUCCCCUUUCCACAGUCAGAGGAGCCUCACCCAUGGGCACUCCCACCACAGGCCCACAGGGAGUACUGCUAUAUAUUGAAGAAACAUUAAAUUAAUAAAAUACCAUGAGUCUGUAAUAACAAUCAAUUAAAAGAAAUCCAGAAAAGAAUCAUCCCUAUUAAUAGUUACUUUUAAAAAAUGUAUCUGAUAGAAUUCAAAUUUAGGCUAUUUUCUCAAUAUUCUUUUUGCUCCUUUUUUUCUUCUACAACUUUGUUAUGCAUAUGUUGGUACAUCUGAUGUCCCACAGGUCUCUGGGGCUCUGUUCUUUUAUCUUUAUUUAUAUUUUUGUCUCUCAAAAGAGAUAUUCUCAUUUGACCUAACUUUAAAGUCACUGAUACAUUCUUCUGACAGCUCAGAUCUGCUGUUGAGUCUCUCUUAUAAAAUAUUUAUUCCAGUUGUUGUACUUUUCAGUUCUAGAUAUUCUAUGUUUCUUUAUGAUUUCUAUCUAUUAACUUUUUUUUAAAAAACAUCAUUCAUGUAUUUUCCUUUACUUCUUUAGACAUGGUUUCAUAUGCAUGUGAAAUCUCUGGAGAUGUGAAGGAUUCUGGCAAAACAGAGGAGUAGAGAGACUGUUAGGAGCCAGAUCAUGAAGGAUCUGGACACCAUCUUUGUGGGGGAUCAGAGUGGUAAAAGAAGCUAUAUGGAAAGAAGCAGGCCUUUUGAAAGGUCAGAAGGCUUUGCAAAGCAUUGGGGGAGAAUAAGCUGAAGGCAGCUGUGCUCUUACCCUGAGACAGAGGGAGAGAAGAAGGUCCAGGGAAAAGUAGGAGAAUGUAUCUAAAUAGGGUUGUUAACUUAUAUUGUCUGGAAACUGACCUUCCACACAAGACUGCUCCAUGCAAAGAGGGGAGGCAGGGAGGGCAACAAUGUUAAUUACCCAUAGAUUGUGUUGGCCUCAGGCUUUCAACAAUAUGUCUGUACUGAAUAAAAGCAAGCAGCUCCAGCUGAUCAAGACUGCUGCUGACUCUUCCUUGCAGUCCCCUAGCUGCCCUUUCACUGCAUACCUGUGUCUGAGUACUCCUUUCAUCCCUUGCUCGGCCAGGGUCUGUGGGCAGACCCAGCACAGCUUCACAAGUCUGGACUUCAGUUAAGGCAAGUUGGGUGGCACUGAAGGCUUUUGACCAUGAGAUCAAAUUGAUUUUGUAGGAAGACCUAAUCUCAGGAAGUGAAUAGAUGGACAGAUGGGUCAGAGACUUAGAAAUAGGUUAAGGAAUCUUCUUUAUUUUUCCAUCCAACAAAGGAUUUUUGAAGUGGCCGUGCAAAUGGAAAGGAACAGUCAGAUGACAUGGUCUUAUAAAGUAUGGAUAGUCAGGAUUUGGUGACUCAAUGAGGAGGCCCAGAAAAGCAAUCAUUGCUGACGUUUAGGCUUGGAAACAUGGUGACUUCAAGAAGAGCAAAGACAUAUUGAGUAAACAAAAAAUGUAUGGAGUAGUUGCCCCAUGGCAGGCACUGUGCUUGUCGUGGCAAACAAGACAGACAUGGUUCAUAAACAUAUGGCACAUACAGUCCAAAGGAAGCAAGUGAACAAAGCACAUUGCAAUGGAGCAAUGAGGGAAAUUAAGCAGGGUGCUGAGACAGAGAGUAGUCAGAAGGACUCAUUUUAGAUGAAGGAUGUCAGUAAAAAAUGGGAAGUGAGGUCAUGUUUGGGGCUAAAGGUUCAGUUGUAGACGUACUGUUUGCUGAAGCAGGCUGAUGUAUGUGUAAAAUCAUUUCAUAGACUGUUGAAAAGGCAGAAUGAAACCAAGGAGAAAAGUUGAGAAUGGACACAAAGAUUUGGGAUUGCUGGCAUGGAUCUCUGAGGGAGAUUAUGCCCAUUUGAAUUAGGGGUGGGGUGAGGCAGCAACGCGAUAAAGAGUAGUUAGCGGGAUCAGAGAAGGCUCAAGUGGAUAGACAGAAGCAGAAGCUCAUCCUCACCAUCUAAGGGAGUUUCCAGGAAAAUGGCAAAUAUUGUGGAGCAAAAAAGAUGACAGUGAUGUGCAGGAGGACCUGUAAUGGCCUUUAAGGAUUUUCCCGUUUUUAUUAAGGAUAUGGGGGUGAAAUUCAGCUCCUGUGGUUAAGGGUGUGAAUUUUGGUAGGCAGGAAAGAGCUUGGUGAAGCCACUCUUUGGAGAAGUUUGGUGAUGAAGAGAGAGUGACUUGAAGAUGUAGCAGGGCUGGGGAGGGAUUCUCCUGUGGGGAGAAAUGGAGUUUUGUUUGUGUCUAGGCAUAGGAAAGUGGCAAGUUGACUGAAGGUGUAGCUUAGAGAAUUAGAGCAGGGUUCCAGAAGAACUGGAGAGGGACAGAUCAGAGGAAGAAAAGUACUUUGGAAGUCACCUUUUCCUACACUCCAGGAGGGGAAAAUACAGAGGCAGACAUUCUGAGGUACAGAGGAUGCAUGUUUGGAAGGACUUAGUGGUACACUGCAGAAUUUACGUUAUAUACCUCUGAACCUCUUGGUAAAGAAGGAAAGAAUGGGAGAGGUUGGUCAGGUAUGUGGGUGAGGAUGAAUUUUACAAUGUCUUCUGGGGCAAUGGAGGAAUAAAGUGAUUGAUGGACAAGGCUGUGGACCCACUUGAAGUUUAUCCAUUAAAAAAAUUGUAUGAAUGCCUGCUCUACCUCAACUUCCUUAUUCGUAUACUAAGUAAAGUAAUAGUGCUGACCUCUUUAGGAUUGUGAGAAGGAUUAAAUGAGUUAAUUCAUGGGAAGCUUUUACAACAGUGCCUGGCACUUAGUUAGCACUCAACAAGUAGUUACCACUGCUAUUCCAUGCUAGGUGCUGUGCGAGGUAAAUAGAGAGCUCAUCAGUUAUUAUAUUAUCCAGUAGCUCAUAACAAACAGAGGUAGAACAGAGUCAGUGAGUAAUGGAGGUGCACUGGAACUGAGGAUUGGGAGACUGUCACAGGACCAUGGGGGUUUAGAGUCAGGUGGCAGCGGCCUUGGAGUGCAUGGCUCCCUUGCUUGCUCUCAGGUAGGUGUCAGUACUGCGGCUGAAGUCAAGGAGGUGGUGACCUUGCUGAAAGCAGAUUCCUGGCUAGGAACUGAGCAAUGGUGAGAGAAAGGGGAGGUCAAGGUAGCAGAGGAGACAGUGAGGGGCACAGCUCAUUGGAAAGGAUUUUGUAAGGAUUUGGUCCAGCCAAGUGGUCAGUGUUGAGGAGGGGCUGUGGUCCUACCAAAAGGCUUGCCUAUAAAUUAGAACCACGGUUGAUGCUCAUUGUCUAGCUUAGACACAUACUGUGAGGACUGGGACAAGACAGGCGGGGGCUGUGUCUGGGUGGGAAGGGGUCAGGCAUGAAGUUGGUGAAGAAGAGGGCUAGCAUAGAGCACUUACUAAUGCCAACAGCUCCCCUGGUGGUUUAUAGAGUUGAUAUGAGCUUGUGUUUGAAAGUAUGGGGAAAUGAAGUCUCAAAAACUAGCCUUCAGCAUUAUACCACUGAGUGAUGAUACUGGUCAUCAUGCAAGUAUGUUUGACAUAUAACUACUGAAUAUAUUUGCACAUUCCAAGAGCAUUAAAAAGUACCUCUCUCUCUCAAACAGAGUUUAUUUUACUUUUCCUAGAAGUUUUUUAUUCUCUUGACUUUUUUUUUUUUUAAGAGAUGGGGUCCUACCAUGUUGCCCAGGCUGGUCUUGAACUCCUGGGCUCUAGUCAUCCUCCUGAAGUGCUGGGAUUACAAAUGUGAUCCAAAAUGCCUGGCUUCCUCUUCACUUCUUUAUUAUAGUAACUGGCUUCAUUAUUGUCCAAAUACCCCAUUCAUAGUGUGGGAGUCAUCCUUAACUUUUCUGUGGUUGCCAUGCUUCUAGACCAAUACAGUGAGCCUAAAACUCACUUCUCUUUCUCUCCUGUUCUGAAGCUGCAGGUAAUCAGUUUCUUAACUAGUCAUUUUCCUGCUGUCAAUGUCUUCAGCCCCUUGUCAAAAUAUAAAAGAUCAGCUUAACACAUUAUUUAGAAUCACAUGGGGCCUUCACAGCCACCUUCCAGAUGCAAGGCUUUAAAAGGGGUUAUACCUAUUGCAAUCAAUGGCCAUCUACUCUUUAUUUAGUUUUUCUCAUUUCAACACAUCUCUUUUAGUUGUUUCCCCUCUGAGGACUUAGCUAGAUUCUGAGUGCACAAACUGGUAUGAGAGGCGGUCAGUGUCACUGAGACGCAUACAUCCCGAUGGUGAAGUAAGGGCACAGGAAAGAAGACAAAUAAUGAUGCAAGGUUCAACAGAUUCCUUUGGCAGCUAGUGCAAUUAACUCUACAUGGAGAGAAGUCACAUUGAGCUACAUGGAAGUAAGAGGCUAAACCCAACAAAACACAAAGGCAUAUAAUUGAUCGUGGGUGGUCAGGAGAAAAAAGGUGAGCAGAGAAAUAACGCUGGGAAAGCCUGUAGGAUGCUUGAAGAAUAGCUGACCUGUAUAGGGAUGUAGUGAGAGAGAAGUUUAUAAAGUUAAUCUGGACUAGUUUUGAAGCCCAUUAAAUUCCAAGCUAAGAUAUUUAGAUGGUAUCUGCUGACAAUGGGGAUAGAGAUGGGAAUUAUACAUUGAAGACCCCUGUGGGGAGUGGGAGAUGAGAAAGUGGUGCCAUGUUGCAGAGAUGUUUUAAGAUGCUUCAUUGGUGGUACUUAGGAAUUUUUAGGAUUAGUAUGCUGUUAAGAUAGUCUAGGCUUAAAGUCAUGAAGGUUGUACCUAGGUUGUAGCAGUGGAAAUUAAUUUAGUGAACACUUACUGUGUACCUACUAUGGAUCAAGCAUUGUACUGGGUUCUCAUGGGGAACAUAUACACAAAACAUGGUCUCUGCUUGCACGUCAUUCACAAUCUGUAGGAACUGUAUAGGAAACAAGUGAUGAGUGUGACGCUUUUCACAGGUGGGCUUGGCAGUUGAUCGAAUAGGGGUGGAGGACAAGGAAAAACCGGAAUCCUGAACAAUGGUGGGUCCUUGAGAGCUCAGGUCAGGCAGAGGUGCUGGUCUGGCUGCGAGGGACACUUGGCUGGCUGGUGUCUAAUGUGGUGUAAAGGAGACGCUAAAAGUUCUUCCAUGGCUCUCACUGAGCCAGAGAGGGGGCUGGCAGGGAUACCACCUGUUUCAGGGACACUAGAAUUAACAUAAUUGAUACUGUUUUUUAAGGAAACCGUCAGCUGAGCCACAUAAUUAAUGUAUACAAGAUAAUAAUAACCUUACUCCAAAGUUCCGUCCCCAUUAAAAAUAUUCUGGUAUAGAACACUGAAAACAGCAAAUAAUAAAUGCACAAGCUUUUGAAAACUGAAUUAAAUUUUUGUGAAAGUCAAAUUGAGGAAGGAGACCCAGGCAUCUGGGAUUCCCUCCCCCUUCUGUCAUCCACAGUGCAUCUCAAUAGAAGAGAGAGCAGGCCAGCUGGUGCCUCCUGAAUCUCCUUCCCGUAGGUGGCAAGCUUCGUCUUGGGGAAACUCUCUGGAAGACACUGUUUUUACUUAAAACAAUAUCAAGCCAGACACCUUUUCACAUGUGAGUCCUAAGACUAAACCGAAACUGUUUCAUAUGUGAUGCCUGAAGCUGAAAACUGAAACCCUUUUCAUAUGUGAUUUCUAAGACUGUAAACCCAAGAAUCUUUCACAUGUAGUAUCUAAAGUAUAAGCCUAUAUAAAGGUGGAAACUUCCUUUGUUAUAUGAGCUGAGCUUUGGACAAAUUAUCGCUCAGGCUCCCUGGCUGAAUAAACUUCUUCCUUCUCCAUUCCAUGUUCCAGAGACUGGUUGCCCGUGGCCACUCCUGCUGCAAAAUUAAACCAACUGUUUUGAGAUCAAUACUUCAUUGAAUCAAGCUUAUUUAUAAUUGUAUAUUAAAUUAUAACUAUUUAUACUACCACUAGAUGUCACAAAGAUUCAAUUUUAAAAGUCUUUUGAGGCAGUCAUUUUGAAAAAUAUUUUUCUCAAACAGAAAUAAGGCUUUCUAGUAUUUGUAAAUAUAAGGAAUAACUUAAAUUUAAAAAUUGUGAAAUAGUCCAAAUAUGCAGAAGAGUACACAGAAUAAUAUAAGCAAUGUCUUUUAUUCCAACCCAGAUUUAACAAAUAUUACCAUAUUUUGGCAGCCUUUUUAACAAACAAAAUCUUAGUUGAUGUUUUUGUACCCCUCCUUCACGCCAUUCCUCUUAUUUGUUGCCCACAUAUAACCAUUAUCUUAAAAUCAGUGGAUAUAAUACCCAGUUAUACAUGUUUGAUGUCUUAAUACAAAUGUAUAUUUAUUCAUAAAUAAGACAGUUUUUUGGGUGAGAUUUUAACUUAAUGCUUUUUCAUUCAGCAUUAUAUUUUCAAGAUUUACUCCUAGGCCGGGUGCGGUGGCUUACGCCUGUAAUCUCAGCACUUUGGGAGGCCGAGGUGGGUGGAUUACGAGGUCAAGAGGUAGAAAGCAGCCUGGCCAACAUGGUGAAACCUCGUCUCUACUAAAAAUACAAAAAUUAGCUGGGCGUUUGGCACGCACCUGUAGUCCCAACUGCUCGGCUGAGGCGGAAGAAUCACUUGAACCCAGGAGACAGAGGUUGCAGUGAAAUGAGACUGCGCCGCUGUGCUCAAGCCUGGCGACAGAGCAAGACUCUGUCUAAAAAAAAAAAAAAAAAAAAGUAAGAUUUACUCCUGCUGAUACAUGUAUAUCUACUUCAUUUAUUUUAACUGCUGUGUAUUAUACCAUUGCACCAGUUCGUCUAUUGGUGGGUGUCUGGACUGUUUUAAAUGCUUUGCUGUUAUACAUAUACCUAUGUAUGUAUCUCUGUGUAUUUGAGAGAAUCCCAUUGUUUGCCCUUUGCCCCUUGACUCUCAAGUGACACUGCACUAGUAAAGAAGGUCUGUCAGACUCUUCUCCUUAAAAAAGAUAUCAAGGACCACGUUCCUAGGGCAUUUCUGACACAAUCACCUGUUGGAAGUCAGGAGAACAAAUGUGUGAAGUUUCUCUCUUGGUUCUGAAACUUUAGUAUCUAAAUCUGCUGCAGGGCUUCUUAAAAGACACUCGCAGGUAAGUCACUAAGUCUGGGCUAGGCUGGAGAAUUUGCAUUUUUUUUUUUUUUUUUUUGAGACAGAGUUUCGCUCUUAUUACCCAGUCUGGGGUGCAAUGGCACGAUCUCAGCUCACCUCAACCUCCGCCUCCUGGGUUCAGGCAAUUCUCCUGCCUCAGCCUCCCGAGUAGCUGGGAUUACAGGCACGCACCACCAUGCCCAGCUAAUUUUUUUUUUUUUUUAGUAGAGACGGGGUUUCACCAUGUUGACCAGGAUGGUCUCGAUCUCUUGACCUCGUGAUCCACCCACCUCGGCCUCCCAAAGUGCUGGGAUUACAGGCUUGAGCCACCGCGCCCGCAAGCACCCAGAUUGCUGGUCAGCAAUCUCACUUGAGAAAAUGCUACUGUGGUGGGUAUACAAGGCACCCUUGUGCAAUUCCUGGGGCUCAGGUUGUGGCCUUUAGAUAUUGCUAGAUUGUGUUCCAAAGUGGUCACCUGAGUUUACGCUCCUACCCACAGGAUAGAGUUCCCGUUAUGAUGUAUCCUUUCAGAUAUUUGGUAAUCUUACACUUCAAGAUUUUUUGCCCAUGUGGUAGCUUCUUUGUUACUUAAUUAGCACGUUCCCUGAUUAUUAGUGAGGUUACAUAUCCUUUUAUGUUUAUUGGACAAUGGAUUUGCUCUUUUGGGAAACUGCAUGUUCAUAUUAUUUGCUAACAUUUGCUAUUGAUUUGUCUCUUACUGAAUUUCUUUGCUGGUUACAUGUGUUGGGAAAUCUCUCGGGUGAGGUUGGUUGCCUUUUAACUUGGUUUAUAGUAUUUAUUGUUUGGCAAAAAUAAGUUUUAUUUAAAUGUUUCAUUUUUUAAUGUUUUUAAACAUUUUUUUUUCUAUAAACUGUUUCCUAGGAACAUUUUUAAUGUUUUGUGCUUUUUGGUCUUUUGUUUAAUAAGUUAAUGAACCAUUGUUAGUUCUGAAACACUCACGUAGUUUAAGGAUUAUCUUUUAAAAUUAUUUCACGUAUUUUCAUUUAGGUUUUUCAAUUUAAUUGUCUUCAAGUAUAGUCAAUAGUCAAGUUGACAAUUUAAAAAUCAGAGAAAGCAUUCUCUUACCAGUUUUAUUGAAUAAUAAGCAGUCUAGCUCAUUGCAUGUAAUUGGUAAUACUGCUGAAAUGAAAUUUUAAGUGAUAAAAACGAGCCUGCCACAGUUUAAACAUCUCAACCUACUUAUACCCUUGCCAUUAUUUUUGUUUCUUCAAUUUGCUGAAUAAGCUCUCUAAGGAGAAAGGGAAGCAGCUUUUGAAUUAGAGAACUGUAAAGUCUAACUUAGUAGAGGAGAAUUUGCCAGGUGGGAGGUGUGCAGUGAGUGCCCUCCAGUGUAGCUAAGGCUGAUGGUGAUUGGCAGAUGUGAUUUUAUGACUCAAAAGAAAUGCUUCCAUGCUCCAUGUGGCCGCACUGGCUGGAGGGGCACCAAAUAUAUAUUUAUUUGUGUCAGUACUAUUUUAAAAUUCAUUUCUCUCUGAUGUUAUGGUUUAUUCAUAUAAAUGAAAGAGAACACCUACUAUGUACCAGGCCGGUAUACAAGAUACUUUAUGUCAAUUUCUUAUGUAGGAUAGAUAACAGCUCAAUAUUUUAGAGACAAAAGUAUAAGUUCAGAGAGUUAUUUAAGCUUUUGAGAUUCUCAGAGCUGAUCAUUGAGAGAAUGGAGAUACAAAUCCAGAUUUUUCUGACUUUAAAACUUUCUUGCCAUUUCUCAAACUCCCCCACUCUUUCUCAUAACAUUCCAUCAGAACCCACUGUGUUCGUAGGCAUUCAGCCAUUCAUUCUUUAGUGUAAUAUAGCAAAGCUAUUUUACUAAACUAUAAAAGUGGGCUGGGGGUGGAAGGGGAGAAAAAAAAAAAGCGGGCUGGACUGGAUAUACUAGGGAAGUGAAUGAGCAGAUGGGCUGGUGCUAAAGCGUUUGAAUGUGGCCAUAAUACCUUCUGAGAGCCUACAGAACCAGUACCCAAGCAUGAAUGGUGUGGCAAACAGAUAGGAGGAAUUUCACUUGCUCUGUCCUUUUUUAUAAGGUAUUGCUUCUCAUGUUGUAAUUUCUUAUAAAUUCUUGGAGGAUUUUCUUAAAAUGUAGAUUAUAAUUUCCGAGUCUAAGGUGGGGCCCCAGAGCCUGCAUUCCUAACAAGCUCGCUGGUGAGGCUGCUAGUCGAGGAACCACGUUGAAUAACGAGCCUGGGGUAUAUUCAGAAGAGGAGAGGAAACAUGUUUGAUCGGCCUUGGAGUUGCUGGAGGAGGUUAGGGCAGAGCAGCAGUUCUAAGGAAGAUAGUAGAGGGCUGCUUUGGGUGAGAAUGUGGGUGGUGGCACAGUGCCUCUGGCCCAUGCUGCAAGUUCUGAGGCUUUAUGAUGUCUGAUGAUUGAUUAGACUCAGUGAGAGCAGAUAAUACACAGAGCAGUGGAAUUAAAGAUGUGUUUGCUUCAUUGUCCCAGGUUUCUUUGGAUGUAGCUUUGGAAAAAUCAAUGUUAAGCUUUCUGCAAAUGAGGCUGUGAAAGGCUUUUUUCUAAGCUGUGGCAGCCGAAGGCAUUAGAGUAGCUGGCAGCAGAUAAAUAAGCAGCCACAUUUUUUUUUUUUAAUUGAGAUGAAGUCUCACUCUGUCACAGGCUACAGUGCGGUGGCACGAUCUUGGCUCACUGCAACCUCUACCUCCUGGGUUCAAGCGAUUCUCCUGCCUCAGCUUCCCAAGUAGUUGGGACUACAGGUGCGUACCAUCACACCCACCUAAUUUUCGUAUUUUUUUUUAGUAGAGAUGGGGGUUUCACCAUGUUGGCCAGGAUGGUCUUGAUCUCUUGACCUCAUGAUUCUGAUCCGCCUGCAGGCAUGAACCACCACACCCAGCCCAAGCAGGCACAAUUUGUAGUAAUUACUUAUUAUCUUGAAUUGGGAAAAAAUUAACAUGGCUUUAGUAGGCAGUUCAGCAUAGGAAAAGGAGACUACUUGGAGUCAGAAGAGCUGAGUUUGGGUGUUGUGCCACUUACCAGCUGUACAAGUCAAAAUAAAUCACCUAUUCUCUUGGAUCUCAGUUUCCUCCUCUGUUAAAUGGGGUCAGCUCUCCCCACAUCAGAGUUAUUGUGACAGCUGAAUGAGCUGACACUUGUAAGAAUGCUUUGUAAACUGCAAGACUCUCCCCAUUAAUUAACAUAGAAAAUUGGUCUCAGUGAAAGAGUAGGGGUGGGGAGGCUUCCUUCCACAUAGAGGUUUUUAAAAUUGCUCUCAAAUCCCCAAAUGAAAUAGUUAUAUAGACAUUUGCAAACAUGAAACACUUGUGGCCAAAUUGUGUGUAUUUUCGGAAUGAAAGCUUCCGUGGCCUAAGUUAUCUAAGUAAUUAUGUUAGUUCCUCCUUUCACUUAAAAUACUUAGAUUCAAACUGUACUAAUCAUUUAUAUCAAAAUAUUUUUUAGAGUAAAUAAGAGAAAGACGAAAUAACAAGAGAAAACUAAAGCCAGGGUGCUUCAUGGCUGAAUUUUCUUUCUGCACAAUUUUCACUUCAAACAUUCUAACUCACUGUUUUAUUGUUUGGGAUAGGGAUUUGUUUAGUGAAGACAUUAUACUGGAGGAAAAAGGUGACUUGAUUCUGUCUCUCCCAUAGCCUUUGGCUAUAUUGUGUGACUUUCAGUCAACGAUUUAACCCCAUGGAGGAAAGUGUAGACUGAGAGCCCACAGUUCUCCUCUGCCUGUAACUAUCCAGAUUUACCACCCCUGGUGUUGAGUUUAGGGUGAGUUAACCUAGAGGGAAGGACGUGAUAUUUUAAAUUUCUGUAUGUCAAAAAAUUUCAGAUGAGGCAAUCUUCAGUUUUUAAAAUAAAAAGGAGUUACACUGACUGGCUAUGGCCAUUUUGUUUUUAUUUCAAAAUGGAAGCUUUGCAUGUAGGCGUAGGUGUUUCUGGAUGCUGACAGAUGUCGAAUAGAAAUCUACCUACAUUGUGGCAGUGUUCUAUAUAAAUAGCUUUUAGAAUUGACACAAGAUGAUAGCUAAUUCUCUGAAAUAAUUUUGAAACCAUGCAUAUUAUAUUUAAUACAUUAAUACAUUGAUUGGUAUGAAUUAGUUCAUGGCUUUGGCUCAAUAUAUAUUUUUUUCUUUUCUGUUUUUUUGGAGACGGUGUCUCACUCUGUUGCCCAGGCUGGAAUGCAGUGGCGCGAUCUCAGCUCACUGCAACUUCUGCCUCCUGAGUUCAAAUAAUUCUUUUGUCUCAGCCCCCUGAGUAGCUGGGACUACAGCUGCACACCACUAGGCUCAGCUAAGUUUUGUAUUUUUAUUAGAUACAGGGCUUUACCAUAUUGGUCAGGCUGGUCUCGAACUGCUGACCUCAGGUGAUUCAUGCACCUCGGUCUCCCAAAAAGUGCUGGAAUUACAGGCAUGAGCUACAGUGCCCAGCCUGUUUUCUACUUUGAAAAUAUUAAAAGUUGUUCUCCAGCAGAGCUAUGAUUAGCUGGGCAGAGAAUUCCAGAGAGGCACUCAUAAUUAAUGACACUCUGUCUAACAACAGUUGUGCUUGUACAAUCCUCUUUCCUCCCCUCCCCAAGGUUACCCUUGAUUGGGAGAUAAACUGGCCAAUCAUACUCUGCUCUUCUAUUCCACCCAUUCCUGCUUUUUCCUUUGAAAUUACUGGCUAAUUCUAAACACACCCAGGCUGGUUCCAUUUUUACUUCAGCGGGAUGUUUAUCUUGGUGAGUGUGUUUGCUUAUGUAAAAUGAGGACUGUUUACCUAAUGAUACCAACAACCUUCAGAAUAUUGCUUGUGUGUGUGUGUGUGUGUGUGUGUGUGUGAGAGAGAGAGAGAGAGAGAGAGAGAGAGAGAGAGAGAGAGAGAGAGAUGGAGUCUCACACUAUUGCCCAGGCUGGAGUGAAAUGGCACCAUUUCAGCUUAUUGUAACCUCCACCCCUCAGGUUCAUUCGAUUCUCCUGCCUUAGCCUCCCAGGAAGCUGGGAUUACAGGCGCUCAUCACCACACCCAGCUAAUUUUUUUGUAUUUUUAGUAGAGACAGGGUUUCAUUAUGUUGGCCAGACUGGUCUCGAACUCCUGACCUUGUGAUCCGCCCUCCUCAGCAUCCCAAAGUGCUGGGAUUACAGGCGUGAGCCACUGUACCCGGCCCAGAAUAUUGCUUUUUAAUAUAGAAUCAUAUAUUGAGGCUCUGUGCCCCAGCCUCACUGAAACAGUUGAAAUGUCAUGAAGAUUUUAUGCAUGCUCUACCUCUUGGACCUUAGUCCAUGUUCUUCCUGUUGCCUGCGAUACUGUUUCCUAAUGCUACCUGGCAAACAUGUAUCCACCCGUCAGGUGUUUUUCUUGUGGUUAGCCCACUCUAGUGUGGCACAUAGUAUGUGUUUAAUUUGUAUUCCGAGAAUGAAUGAGUGGAAUGUAGGAAUGAGAGGAUGAGUAGGUACGUGGACCCCUGUGCAGCUGGAGUGCAGCCUGUCCUGGUACUGUUGCCCAGCUACCUGUCCUGCCUGCACAGCCACUGUUCAGGUAGCACUCCAGUAGGGCAUGAUGCUUCCUCUCCACAUUUUGUAUCCCAGCACAGACCCGGCAUGCAGAGAGUCAACAGCCAACCUGGCUCUCUGAUUCAACCCUAGACUCAGUAAUUGUCCAUGUUAGGGUCGGGAGGCUGGGCUACCUCCUAGAAAUUUCAUUAUUUGGUUCAAGAACUGUCUUUUGCUCCUCUUUGAAAAUCCUGCUCCUUGAUUUUCAGUUGUCAGAUUGUGUGAUAUUUAACCCAGACCUUUAAUGUCUUGAGUCUUUUUAAAUGACCCAAAAAAUAAUUUUUAAUUUUAAAAAUAGUGACUUAUUCCUUCCAUGACUUAACAAUCACUUAGUGUUCUUUGUUCCUUUGCCAACAGACUGUAAGUGCCUUGAUACCAAAACCACGUUGGGUUUUGUUUGCUAUUUGUAUCUCUAGAGACUACGGCAGUAUCUGGGCCAUAACAGCUGCUCAGUAAAUAAUUAAAAUCAAUGAGUAAAUUAAUGCAAGGGUGAAUGAGCCAAGAUAAAUAUUUAAUUUUAAAAAUUUAGGACAGUUUUAGAUUUACGGAAUUAUUGCAAAGAUUAUUAAGAGAGUUUCUAUAUAACUUAUAUAACCCCCAAUUUAUCCUAUUAACAUUUUAUAUUAAUAUGAUACAUUUGUCACAACUAAUGAAGCAUAAUAUUCAGAUAUUGUUAUUGUCUAAAGUUAAUACUUUAUUUAGAUUUCAUCAGUUUUUCCCUAGUGUCUUUUUUUCUGUUCCAGGAUCCUACAUUGAGAAGUUACACCCUGUCAGGCUCCUCUUGGUUGUAACAGUGUUUCAGACUUUUCUUGUUUUGAUGAGUUUGAUAGUUUUGGGGAGUAUUAGGUAUGUUGCAGAAUGUUUUUCAGUUGGAAUUUGCCUGAUUAUUUCAUCACGAUUAAAGUGAGGUGAUGUGUUCUUGGGAGGAAGGACACACAAGUAAAGUGCUGUUUUCAUUACAUCAUAUCAACAGGACAAACUAUCAUCAGGAUGACUUACUGUUGAUAUCGAUCACCUUGGUCACUUGGCUGAGGUAGUGUUUAUCAGUUUUCUGCACUGUUAAGUUACUUUUCCCUCCUUUUCCAUGCUGUGCUUUUUGGAAGAAAGUUACUAUGUGCACUAUGUGCAGCAUAGACUUAAGGAGUGGGAGUUAUACUCCACUUUUUUUUUGAGACUGAGUUUUGCUCUUGUCUCAGGCUGGAGUGCAGUGGUGCAACCAGGGCCCACUGCAACCUCUGCCUCUUGGAUUCAAGCGAUUCUCUUGCCUCAGCCUCCCGAGUAACUGGGAUUACAGGCACCUGCCACUACACCCAGUUAAUCAUUAUAAUUUUAGUAGAGAUGGAGUUUCACCAUAGUAGCCAGGCAGGUUGUGAACUCCUGACCUCUGAUAAUCCACCCACCUCGGCCUCCCAAAGAGCUGGGAUUACAGGGGUAAGCCACCACAUCCACGUAUAUUCUACUUUAUUAGGGGUAAAAUAUCAAAAUAAAUUACUUGAAAUUCUUGUGCAUGGGAGAUUGGUCUAUUCAUCCAGAUUUAUUUAUAUAUUAAAUAACUUCUUUAUAUCAAGAUGAAUGUAUGGAUUUUUAUUUUCUAUUUCAGGUUAUAAAUUCUACUUUAUUACUCAUUAUUUCAGCUUUGGUCACUGGCAGCUCUUUCAGCUGGUUCCUAUAUCCCUUUGAUAUACCCACAUCUUUUGUUUGUUUGUUUGUUUUUAGUUUUUCCUUGCUUUCUGAAACUACAAAGAUUCCACAGGUUCAUUUCUACCCCAGUGCUAGGAUCAGCUAUUUUUCCAAGAAUUUCUUCUUUCUUUAAUUGGAGAAUGAUUGCAGAAGCCAAGAUCUGGUUGCUAGUUGCUACUGAGAUCUGCUGCUUUUAGGCCUUCUCAGCUGCUAUGUGUGUCUGUACUAACCCAUGUGUAUAUACAUCUAUAAAUAUUUCUCUAUGAAUCUGCAUCUAUUUAAACUAAGCAUGAAUUCAUACUGAUGUCUUCCUGAACGUUUAAUUUUAAAAGUUUUAUUGAAAACAGACAUAAAUCCAGCCAUAUCAAUAAUUGUAUUAAAUUUGAAUGGGAUAAAACACUUCAGCAGGCUUCAUCAGACUGGAUAAGAAACCAAAAUGUAACUAUACAUUGUCUAUAAGAGACAUGGAAAAGUGAUACCAUCUAAAUAAAGACAAAAACAUUAAAAUUAAAGAGUCACAUAAUAAAAGGGUCAAAGUCAUCAGGAAGAUAUAACAAUUAUAAACAUGUAUGUGCUUAACAACAGAGUCCCAAAGUGCAUAAAGCAAAAAUGAAUUGAAAAGAGGAAUAUGAAAUUCAACAAUAAUAGUUGGGAAACUCUAAUACCUGAUUCUUAGUAAUUUACAGAACAACUAGACAUAAACUCAGCAAGGAUAUGGAACUUGAACAACUCUGUCAACUCACUUGAUCUAACUGACAUUUAUAGACUACUCCACCCUACAAUAGUAGUACAUAUCAAAUAUUUUCAGGAAAAACCAUUUAUGGUGGGUCAUAAACAAGUCUUAAUAAAUUUAAAAAAUUUGAAAUCAAACAAAAUAUGUUCUCCAACUACAGUUGAAUUAAAUUAACACAAAUAAAUGUGGGACCUGAGCAGUGAUCUGUCCUUUGGUUCACUUUAUCAAGCACUUUGACAUACUGUUCAGGAUUAGUUCCAUAGGAAAACUUUAUGGUGGUGUUUUCCUUAGCAACUUGGUCUCUCAUUUCUCAGAUUUCUCCCCGCUGUUUGGAUUUCCCCUUUCUUGGUGGCUUUUAGUUACCCCACUCUACUGUGCACCUUCCAUGACUGUGCCUGCAUCUGAAGCCAAAUGGUAGAGGACACACAGACAAGAAAAGCAACAGGGGUUUGCUCUACUUACUUGGGGCCACAGUUGCUCCGGUCAUAAAGUUUUCCCUCAGAGUUUCAGGUUCCUUCAGACCUCCACUAAUUAUUUUGUUUUUGUGGAAUUAUCUUGAGACUGGGGCUUGGGAAAACAGAACAAAGAAAAGUAAAUACAGGCAGUUUCUGCUUACCGUCUCAAAGAGAGUAAUUCCCUUUCGUGUGUCUGAGUUAGAAUUAGAGGACUUUUUCUGGAGUUUUCUGUAUGUGUGCCCUUGUUCCCACCUCUGAGUUUUGUGCCUCCCUGGGUCCAAACUGGAGAUACAAAAAGGGGGAAAAAUGGGAACCUUACUACCAUUUCAGUGGUACUUUGAAUUCUUGUUUUCUUUCCCUAUCUGCCUAAUACUGUUUACUUACCAGAGUACUGAAAUAGCUGCUCCAUGCAUUCUGUCCAGGUUUUACAGCUGCAUUCAGUAGGAGAGACAGGGUGGAGUCUGCCUACUCCGUCUUAUCUGGAACUGUAACUCUACAUGUUUGUUUCUUUGUUUAUUUAUUUAUUUAUAGAGAUAGAGUCUCACUCUGUUGCCCAAGCUGGAGUGUAGUGGCAUGAUCUUGGCUCAGUGCAACCUCUGCCUUCCACGUUUGAGUGAUUAUCCUGCCUCAGCCUCCAGAGUAGCUGGGAUUACUAGCGCGUGACAUCACACCCAGCUAUUUUUUUGUAUUUUUAGUAGAGAUGGGAUUUCACCAUGUUGGCCAGGCUGGACUCGAACUCCCUGACCUCAGGUGAUCUGCCCACCUCAGCCUCCCAAAGUGCUCAGAUUACAGGCAUGAGCCACCACGCCCGGCCUCUGUGGGGGACUAUACCUGUAUAGAUAUGCAGAUAUGUUUCCUUCAAGAGAAAAUAUACUAAUAUAUUAAUUGUAUAUUAUUUAGUAGUGGAACAAUCAUGGUAUUUUUCUUUUUUGUAUUUUCUAAAUUUUCUCACAGUUACUGUAUAUUACACCAAAAUAAAACCCAAUACAUGUUAUUUUUUAAAAAAGAACUCAAAUGCAAUGAAACAGUUUCAGUAAUUGGAUGUCCACAGCACCAUUUGGUAUAGAAAGUAUGAAACAAUUAGUUUCUAUUUCCAUAUAGGAAACCAGACUUGAAAAGCCCAGAGAUGCUUGGGAUGUUGCUUUCUAGGUUUGGAAGAUUACUUUUGACUCCACAAACCAAUUCACCUGGACUGGAUAACGAUCCUGAAGCAUGAACCCUUUCUUGUACCCUAUCUCCCUUUCUUUUUCCUGCUUCUUUUCCAGUGGAUGAGGCCUCGAGGCAGCACUGCGGUUACAAAGUCAAACGCAGCACACACACUGCCAUUUCUCAUUUGGUUCCCAGCCUCCUUGACAUCUUUGAACUUUACAGAGCCAGGUGAUUUUUAAACAGUUUUGAUUUGGACCUUAACUACAUUAAAAUUGAUAAAUUAUGGAUAUAGUUUGGAUGUCCCCUCAAAAAUCUCAUGUUGAGAUGCAAUACCUAGUGUUGGAGGUGGGGACUGGUUGGAGGUGUUUUGGUCAUGGGGGCAGAACCCUCCGGGCUUGGUGCUGUUAUCGCCAUAGUGAGUGAAGUCUCGCGAUAUCUGGUGGUUCAAAAGAGUGUGGCACCUCCCCCCACCUCUUGCUCCAGCUCUCAGCACUUGCUGUGCCUGCUCCCGCUGUGGCCUCCACUACAAGUAAAUAAAUGACCCCUGAGGCCUCCCCAGAAGCCGAUUAGAUGCCAGUACCAAGCUUCUUGUGCAGCCUGCAGAACUCUGAGCCAGUUAAACCUCUUGUCUUUAUAAAUUACCUAGCCUCAGGUAUUUUUUAUAGCAAUCCAAGGAUGGCCUAACACAACCAUAAUUCUUGUCUCAUAAUAUGUGCUGUUCCUUAGUCUUUUCAUGACUCACUUUGCUUAUUUUUCCAUCUGGAGCAGAGGACACAGGGCAGUGAAGACCUAACCCCAAGCUCUGGCUGGAGCAAGAGGUGUACUGUGAUCUUUUAAAAACCAUGGCUUAAUAACUUAAGCCGUAUAAGGUAUAAUGUCCUUCCAUCCUGAUAGCCUCUCUAUUAACAUUUCUUCUAGGACAUGUCUACUAGUGAUAGACUUUUUCAGUUUUUAUUUAUCUAGGAAUGUCUUAUUUUUUUCUUUCUUUUUAGCAAAUAGUUUUGCCAGAUACAGAAUUCAUACUUGACGGUUAUUUUCCCCCAGGACUUUAAAUAUUUUAUCUUACUGCUUUCUAGCCUGCAUGAGUUCUGAAGAAAAAUUGGCUUUUAAUGUUUUUGACUAUAAUUGUCCUGCUCUUUGACUAUUACUACUGUUAUAUGUGAUUAGAUGCUUUCUGUUUCUGCUUUCAAGAUUUUCUCUUUUCUUUGGCUUUCAGCAAUUUUACUAUAGUGUGGCUUGUUGUGUGUUUUAAAAUUCAACCUUCUUAGAGUUUUUUUUUUUUUUGAGACGGAGUUUCACUCUUGUUACCCAGGCUGGGCAAUGGUGCAAUCUCGGCUCACCACAACCUCUGCCUCCUGGGUUCAGACAAUUCUCCUGCCUCAGCCUCCUGUGUAGCUGGGAUUACAGGCACGCGCCACCAUGCCCAGCUAUUUUUUUUUUUGUAUUUUUAGUAGAGACGGGGUUUCACCAUGUUAACUAGGAUGGUCUCGAUAUCUUGACCUCGUGAUCCACCCACCUUGAGCCACCGUGCCCGGCCAGAGUUUGUUGAUAUUCUUGUAUGUAGAGAUUCAUGUCUUUCAUCAAAUUUGGGAAGUUUUUGGCUAUUAUUUCUUCAGAAAUUCUUUCUGUCCUUUUCUCCCUCUCCUGUCCCUCUUGGAAUUUCAUUAUGCAUAUGUUGGUGUAGCUGGUGUUGUCCUACUGGUCUCUUAGGCUCUGUUUAUGUUUCUCAAUUUUUUUGUUUUUACUCCUCAAAUGAAAUAAUCUCAAUUGGCCUGUCUUCAUAUAACCAGGUCACGGGACAGGAUGGGGCUCAGCUUCCCCCCAAUUUGAUGUGCCCACGGUUCUUGGCCUCUCUUUCUCCUAAGAAUGGGAAAGGGGCCUGGCCGCCCAGUGAGCUUACAGUUCAAUUAAAUGUCGGACCCAAAGAGUUUAGCAGAAAGCGAUUUAUUAGGCAGAGAGAGAGAGAGAGAGAGAGAGGGAGGGAGGGAGGGAGGGAGGGAGGGAAGGAGAGAGAGAGGAGAGAGGAGAGAGGAGAGAGAAAUUGUUGUGGGAGAGGUUCCCCUGAGAGGGAAAUUCGGGCAGGCAAGCUGCAGUGGAGUUUAACUUUGAAGUUGUUCCUGCCCCAUUCAUGUUAUUGUCCAAUGAGAGGAGUUCUUUCAGACUCCCUCUGGAGUGAUUAAUCUUUGAAUCUGUUGCUGGAUUGGCUGGCUGGCUGGUCCAGAACAGAGGCCGUUACUCUCAGAGAUCUUCUUAGGCUUUUUUAAACAAAGGAUCACACCUGAAAUUUCACCUAGCCCGCCCGCAGGAAAGUUAAACAAAGAACUCCAGGUUCCCGAAUGGGGAGGUGGAUGUAGGCAUGGUGCUGGAAGUUCUUGCCUUUGAAACCACGCCCCUUAUGUACCCAAGAAGACAGGAUUUUUCCUUUAACACACACAGUCCCUCAUUCAGAUAUACUGAUGCUUCCUUCUGUUUGCCCAAAUCUGUUGGCGAACUCCUCUAGUGAAAUUGCCUUUCUGUUACACUUUUUAUCUCCAAAAUUUCUAUUUGGUUCUUUUUAAAAACUGUUUAAUUAUUUUAUCAAUAUUUACUAUUUGAUGAGACACUGUUCUCCUGAUUUCCAUUAGUUCCUUUUCUAUGGGUUCUUUUAGCCUUUUAACAUAUUUAAGAUCAUUUUAACGUCCUUUUCUUUCUUUCCUUCCUUUUUUUUUUUUUUUAAUUUGAGACAGGCCCUCCCUCUGUCACCCAGGCUGGAAUGCAGUGGUGUGAUCUUGACUUAUUGCAACCUCUGCCUCCUAGGCUGAAGCGAUUCUCCUGCCUCAGCCUUCCAAGUAGUUGGGGCUACAGGGGCGAACCACCAUGCCUGGCUAAUUAAGGUCUUUUUCUAAUAUACCCAAUGCGUAGGUUUUCUCAGGGAGGCUUCUACUCGUUUAUUUUUUCCCCUGUGAAUGGCCAAACUUUCUUGUUUGUUUUUUGCAUGUCUCAUAACUUUGUUGUUAACUGGACAUUUUGAACAUUAUAACGUAGUGACACUGGAAAUCAGAUUCCACCCCCACCCCAGUGUGGCUGUUGCUUAUUGUGGGUUAUUGUUAUUUGUUUUGUUAUUAUUUUUCUGAACUAUUUUUAUAAACUCUGUAUUCUUUGUUAAAUGCAGUCAACAAAGUCCGCGUUCCAUUAGCUUAGUGGUCAGCUAGUGUUGGAGUUUCGUUAAAUGCUUUAGACCAAGAAAAGAAAAAAAAAGAAAAAGAAAGGAGCCACAAUACCCUCCUAGUCUUUGAAGAUUGCCUCCAGGUUAGGUUACUCUUUGAUGCUUGACUGGGCCAUUUACAAUUCUGCCUUAACCUUGUGAAAGGAAAAUAAAUCUUGGGACCCCAAAUCACUAAGCUAAGGGAAAAGUCAGGCUGGGAACUGCUCAGGGCAAACCUGCCUCCCACUGCAUUUGAAGUCAUCCCUCUGUUCACCAAGAUAAAUGCAUAUUCUGAUUGCCUCAUUUGGAAAUCUAAUCAGAAACUCAAAAGAAUGCAACCAUUUGUCUCUUAUCUACCUAUGACCUGGAAACCCCCUCCUAACUUUGAGUUGGCCCACCUUUCCAGACUGAAUCAGUGUAUAUCCAACACAUAUUGAUUGAUGUCUCAUGUCUCCCUAAAAUGUAGAAAACCAAGCUGUGUCCCUCCCACCUUGGACAUAGGUUGUCAAGACCUCCUGAGGCUGUAUCAUGGGUACACGUCCUCAACCUUGGCAAAUAAACUUUCUAAAUUAACUGAGACGUGUCUCAGAUUUUUGGGGUUCACAGCUUUCACUUCCUACUUGCAUAAAACCUGCAAAUCCACCAGAAAUGAAAGCUUAAGGUCUUCUUGGGCCUUUUCAGAGCAUGUGUCCAAACCUGGAUGUGUGCCUCAUCUUCUUUAUCCUCCAGUAUACGUGCUAGCUUUUAAAAUCCCUUAUUACCCCAGGCAUCUCUUUUCCCAAGCUCUUCUUCCCUAGAUUUGGUCUGUUUCUUGAUUGUCCUGAGUGUCAUUUAUUCAUUACCCUAGUCUGCUGCAGCCAACACUUUUGCCUUCAAAUACUUUCAGCAAGCCACUACUUGGGAAGUUGCUCCAGUCCCAGGAAUGUUCUGAAUUGGGCAAAACAAAGGCAAGCCCUUGCACCAAUCCUUCAGGGAGCUACCUGACAGCCUGCUUGAAACUUACAACCACAGUUCUUUGAGAAUAAGGUUCAUGUUUUUCCUUGUGGCAUUAGAACCUGAACUCAGGGUGUGGGUUGCCGUCUUCACAGUCAUGUUGAUCUGGAAAGUGGGAUAUGGCAGGCAGGCAAUUUAAAUGCCAUAGCACUCUAUUAUGGCAGUUUAGCAGCUUCUUUCUUUAUUGGGCUUUUUGUAAAUUCUUGAAUGGAUUCCAGAGUUCUACAAAAGUUGAUUUAGAUAACUUUGCCUUAUUUAUGUAUUUUGUGGAGAAAUGGAGUCCUGGAAUUCUCCACCAUUUUCAGUAACAGCACUCCUUUCUUUACCUUUUUGUACCCUUCAUUGUGUCUUUCUUCCUAAAACAAUUUUAAAAAUUGUUUUUAUCUUUAUAAAAAGGAUAUUAUAUUUCAUAUUAUUAUUUGUCCUUUUUAAAAGCUAUUAUAUAGCCACAGGUUAUCCCUGUCUUUGCAUGUGAUACUGUGCUUCAUGUUAUUAUAUGUAAAUUUUUGGUGCCACAAAAGAAGUAGCACUUGAAUAUAAAUUUUCUCAGCAAGGCAAUUUACUUCUAUAGACGGGUUUGUUGCACAGAUGAAGCAAUGAUGAGUGCACACCUGGACAAGGGAGGGGAAGAAGUUUUUAUUCCUGAUGCAGAUAGCCCCUACUGCUGUGAUGUUCUCCUGUUGGCUAGGGUUGGACUGCACAGUCUAAGCUAAUUCUUACUGGCUAUUUUAAAGAGAGCAGGUGUACGAGCCAGAGUGACUACAGGGUGGGUAGUUUGGUGGGAGGGACAGUUAUGGAACAGGUCAGAGCAGGUAACCAGGGGUCACUCAGGUCAAAGCAGGUGACCAGGGGAACAGAUGUGAACUACUGAUUAUAACUGCUGGGAAAGUUGUUUACCAAAACCAGAAGCAAGGAGGUACAGAAACCAGGAAGUUAAACUUUAAAAUGGAGAAUUAAAGAAUAAGAGAGCUGAACAUACUGACAUACUAAAUCUUUGAAGAGAAAUUUGGAGUUCACUAUAUCUAACAAUGUUUUGCCUAAUGAAGGAUAUUCUGGAGUUGAAGUAUUUGUGGGAGAUUGAUUUGGCCUUCCCUAUGUAAAUAUUGUUUGUAUGCCUUAAUUCAGGGUGAGUUAGCCUAAGGGAUGCUCAUCUUUCUAGGUAUGAAUCAGCAGGUAGUUUUAAAACACCUGGUAUGUGCAAAAUGGUACCAGCCCCUGAAGAGUAUGUCAGUGUGGAAAGUUGGGCCCAACUGGUGCCUGACUCAAAUGUGAGAUGAUAAGGAUGGGUGCAGAGGUAACUAUCUGUGGACACAGAAAUGGAGGGGAGAAUUCUAAGGCACUUUUGAAAAAGAAUUAACAGACUAUGGAAACUUGAAUAUGAUGAGAGACAAUCAGGAAUUGAAACAGUCUCCUAGGGUUUUAAGCCUCAAAAGUCAGGGGAAGAAGUGAUUCUACUAAAAAAUAUAUAUAGUUUUGAAAAAUGACAAUGCAUAGCUGGUUUUGCAUUAUAUUGCAUGAACAUCUCAGGGCCUGUUCUUCAUUAGGUUAUUCCUCAGUGAAGGCAAGGGUCUUAACUCUCCUCUCUGAUUUUGGAGUCUUCCUCCUAUCUAGCUUGUAUUCUACGCUGUCAGAAUGAAACCCAUUUCACUGCUUUUCUGCAGGACUACUUACUGCUUGGAGUAAGUAGUGGCUGGUGAAGUUCUCCCUUUCAGAGCCUCUCUGUCUCCCUGUUGCCUUUCUAAGUUCUGUAAUUCCUUUGGGCCCUAGCUUGGGUCCUGCUUUUUCCAUCAAGUCUUUCAACAUUUCUUUCUUCCUUUUCAGAAUAGGAGUUGUAUAUGGGGUGUGUAGGGAUGGAAAGGUGUUUUACCUUUCCUUACUCAUCGUAAGGGUCAUAUAACAAAACAUAAAUUAACAAGAAAAAAGCAUAAUAAAUUUAUUUUAUCAAAGUUCUUUUGUUUUGAUGUCUACUCUAAACACGUCCAUAUUUGCUUCACUUGUCUAUGCAGAUAUAUUUUGCACAUAAGCAAAAUUAAGAUAUUUCUGUAAAAUUUGUUUUGUAAACUGUGUUUUCCUUUUUGUUGUUUUUUUUUCAACUUUUAUUUUAAAUUCAGUGGGUACACAUGGAGAUGUAUUACUAAGCUGUAUUGCAGUGAUGCUGAGGUAUGGGGUAUGAAUGAUCCCAUCACCCAGGUUUAAUCAAAGUUUCAUGUGACAUAGGAGCCUUCAGAAAUGAAAAUCCAAAGACCCAGGGAAAACUCUACUUUUAUGCUUAGGUUUAAAGAAUGGAGUCCUUGUAGGAAUGUGAAUGGAUAAUGGGUUUGACCUAAUGGUAGUAGACUUAGGUGAGGGGUUCUGACCCAGCAAGACCUGCCUAUUCAGAUUCUUCUUGGCUUCUCUGUGCAGCAUUCCUUCUUCCCAGGUAUGAAGCAGGACACUCUAGACUGAAGGACUUCAAGAGAGAAGGGAAGAGUGGUCUUUCUACAUUUUAUGGCUUGCGCUCGGCUAGAGAAGUUUUAGUUUCUAUGACCUACCUUGGGGAGAGGAAUUCUGGUUUCUAUGACUUGUAUCAGGGAAGAAAGAGGGGUGGGAGAUGGGAGGAGGGGAGAAGAUCAGAGUGACCUUGCUUCUGAGGCCCCUUCAGUCCCCUAAAGUACUCAGCAUGCCAAGGUGACAGACUUGCAACAUUGUUUCCUGAGCCCCAACAAGUGCUUAUUUGGAAUUUUACCCAUUGAGUGUCAUAUAUUGUUGAAAUUACCUAAAAUUUCAGAAAUGUACAAUCUGAAUCAAUUUCAUCUUUCUUUCAUAAGUAACGUAUUCAAGCUCCAGGGUGGCAUCUAUAGGAAAAAUUUGUGCUUCAAUUAGUGAGGCAAAAGAAGUGUUUCCACUGAAAAUACUUCAUGCUGUUAUUUACCCGUUUAAGUCAGAGGAGCUUCUAGCUAUAGAUUAGAAAUGUGCAGGUGCACUUAGCACCUGCACACUCAGCCUCUGCACCCAGGGUCCUCCCUGUGGCCUCCCCAUCAGGCAUGGCAGUAUAGAGUUAGCAAAGGGCACCAUCUGGCAGGGCCUCCCCUCCAGCCCUGCAGCCCUGUGGUGCUGCCUAGGGUCAGGUGCCCUUGAAGCUCCAUCACUAAACUGCUCAGUCACUAAACUGCUCAGUGGGACUUACGGGCACUGCUUAUUGGAAACAGUCUUCCACUGGAUGUUUUAUAUUCAGAGAUUCAUCAGGGGUAAAUCUGACUGAAAGAGAGAUUGAUUUUGAAAGCCAAGUUUCUCCAGAGGCUUGUCAGUGAAGCUUCAGAGUUGAAGGCUGCAGCAUGUCAGUGAGAUCAACUGUGUGCCUUUGACACAUUGGACUUAGGUCAUCAGUCCAAUGUGGAGUUUGCGGGUGGGGGCUGGCAUUGGGACAAUUCAAGCGUAAGAGAGAUGGGGACAGGAUGUGCGUAAGGGAGGACUCAGUUUGUGUUUAUGAUGGUAAAUUAGGGCCAUGAAGUCCUUGUGGGUUUGACUCUCAAAGUAAUUACAUCUGUGCUAAGAUCUGCCCAUUCUUUCUGAAGGGGGUAUAUUGACUACCAUUUUAACUCUUUGUUGAAUUGCUACUUCUUUUAUCUAACAGGUAAAAUUCAUUACAAAAAUGAAAACUUUUGGCUAGUUCUGCACUGCCGGAGCCUUCCAUCGUUAUCUUUUACAGAAACGUGCUCAUGAAUAAGGAACUUCACUGCAGCAUUAUAGUGAUGUGAAAUAACUGGAGAAGCCCAAAAUAUUUAACCACUGGGGAGUGAAUGGUUUAAUAAUUUAUGGUAUAUCCUUAUUGUAGGAUACUAUUCAAGCAUUAAAAAAUAAGACCUAUCUGUAUUUAGAGAUAUGAAAAGAGGGCUAUAAUAUAUUGUGGGCAAAAAAAGUGAGAUGCAAAAUUGUAUGUGUAUAUGUAUAUACACACAUAUACAUACGUAUGCAUACAUACCAUAAUCUAUUCUUGUUCAGAAGAAAAUCAUGUAUAGGUAACUAGACUGCUUAAUAAUAUUAGCUAAUAUUUGUUAAAUUUGUAUUGCGUGCUAGCACUAUGUCUAAUACUCAUCAUACCUAAAUGACCUCAUUUAGUUCUCAUAAUAACACUGUGAGGUAGGUAAUUAUUUAACCUGCUUUACAGUAGAAGAAACAGCACCUUAGAAGAGAGGUUAGGAGGCCUCCUUCAGGCUGCAUGGGUGGUUACAGGUGAAAGUUGGACUCUAGUCCAGAAGCCUGCACUUCCACUCACCAUGCUCUGUGCACUGCUUCUUAAUGUUUACCUGCUAAAAGAAUGUAAGAUAUCCUAAUAUUUAGUUGGAGUCUUAAAGAAAACUCAUACUUGAGAUGGGUUUUUAACGAGGUGCCUCUCAGAUCUUUCCCUCGCACCCUGAAUUGGCAUCCAGGCUGCUGAAGCCUCCUGCACGUGUAUCUAUGGCCAGGUCAUCUCCCCAGCCUGGUGCCUUCCACCCCAUGGUGCUGUUACUUAUUAUAGAAUUCAGAAGGCAGUUACCGCUUUGUUUUCUGUGUUCUUGAUAGCUCUAGGAACCUUGAUGAGUAACUGCUACUUAAACAUCUUGUUCUUAAAUUUGGAGCAUAAUUGUUAUGAUACAGUUCUAACUGCUAGGGUCACAUAGUUCUACAGUUCAAAUUAAACAUUAGCUCGUAUUGCCUCUAGGUUUAAAACUAAUGUACCCAGAAGAAAUUUACAAAGGGCCAGCAAUGUUGAAAUAGCUCAAGUGCAAACAGAGGGGUCCUGUGUGCUGGCCAUGACAAGGUGAUGUUGUCUAAAGUUCCUAUUUGAUUCCUUAUUUGUCCAUCCCUUCCCAGUGGCCUUUUCCUCUCUGAACUUUCAACAGUCUUGUGCCUAAGCACUUCGGUUCACUCCUUGUUAAAGGAGCCGUUGAUUCGCUAUGCAUAUGUAACAUCCGUUACUUUAUUCUAGAAGAGGUCACUUUAUUACCGUUUUAAUUCCCUGAAGGGGUGAUACUGCCACUGCUCAUCAGUUAGCAAAACUCAAGCUUUGGAGCACCAGAAUGUGUGCCAGAAAAAAUGUUUUCAAAUGCUUGUAUAAUAAACUCAGAGUGGAGGUUGGUCACCAGAAUUGUUAGAUGGGGCUACUGCCUCCUAACUUUCGCUUCCCACAGUCUGAGCUUUGAUGCACAAGGUUAUGGUUGAUUACUUUUUAUUGCAUCCUAGUGGGAACUGGCUUCUCCACCCAUCCUCAUUCUCUGUGAUCUCAAUUCCCCACUGUUCCUUGGUUCUGAGGAUGCAGCUGGAUCUGAGAGUGGGAGACGCUGUCGUUUAGUACAUGAACUAGUUGAAGAUACAAUCCUGUGUGACUACUUUUCACGGUCAAAGCAAAGACAAUGCAAGAGUUAUGUGUAUAUGAUGUUUAUUAUGUAUAUAGAACUGAAUAUGUAGAUGUUUAUUUUAUCAUCUGGAAGCUUUAGGAAACUGGACUUUGAUAAUUUCCCUGUAAUGAAUCCAUUUUCUCAAAAGUAUUUUUUUUCUGGAAAAAAAACCCACAUUGUUCUCUGUAACCUCCCCGAAUAGAUACUUUUUAAAGAUCUUGCUUGUUAAAGCGCCUGCCAGCCUCUUAGAGAAGUUGACAGUGUAGGUGAUUUCUGUUAGCAGAAACACGUGGACUCAAAGCUUUUCCUAUAAAGUGAAUCUGUUGUGUAACAUCACGGCUGGCUGCGAAUACAGGUGCGUGCUCCUGCUCUCCCUGAGAAGGUAGAAGGGGAAGAGACCAAUCCAGAUGAGAUGCAGGGGAGGAGGGGACACCCAACAGCAAAGACACUGUUGCAAUCUUUGCCUAAACCGUAUCUCUGAGAAAGAGUUUCUUGUUGCCUGUUUAUCUCUGGGUUACCACGGACCCCUGUUCUCCAAGCUGGUUGUGAACUCUGGGGCACUACUGAGAUUGGCUGAGAGCUGAAGGACAGUCCCAAAGGAGCUUCAGUUCUGCGGAACCUAUACAGCCUUCUUUACCUUACCUUGACCAGGUGCUUAGAGUUUGGAAAGUCAGGGGUAAGAACUGAAAUUCCUCGAGGUAAGAAGACUCCCCUCUUAGGAAAUGGACUCCUCCUGUUUUUUCACAUGAUUAUUCAGGCACUUUUGCUUUUCCAUAUAUAGGAGUCGCCCAGGAGCAAGCUGUGGCAAGCCGGAGGGAGGGACUCAUCUGUGUUCCAUCCACUCCCUCCCUUCCUACCCGUCCUCGCCUGUUCUCACGUGCUCACAGGCAUUUAGGCAGAAGUGAUCUCCGUGGCUCUGCCAAAGAAAAGCCUAUUGGGUUGAAAAAAGAAAAAAAAAAAACAAAA